UGCCAAGUAAAAUGCGGUGGAGUUUGUUAAAUUCAGUGAAGCCGUGUAAUUCUUUUUAAGACCAAUAAGACAUGAACCGUAAUCUCCCUCAUUUCUUGGCCAUUUUAAAGCCGAGUCUCCACGAUGACUCUUUAUUUGGAGGGUCUUUUGACACGGUAAACCUCCGGGAAUCCCCUGAAGCCUCUGCAUGAAGGACUAAUCUUGAAGACGCAUGAGGGUUAAUUUCAAGCCCCCACUAUACCACCACCCACAUCUCCAAUUUGAAAGCCGCCUCUCUACCGGGAGAGGAAGGCUCUUUUUCGGUCAGAUGGCGUGCUGCAGUCCGCCCCCGUCAUUCUCCAGCCCACACAGACGGCAAAAAAGGCAGCCAGCAACCAAUACGGUGCGCCGGAGGAGGAUUUCUGCCAGUGAUAUCAGCCGAGGAGCGAAACGCAAAGGGGAUUUACUACGGCAAAUCUGCGCCGUGGAGGCUCUCGGCGAGAGUUUCGCUCCGGGAGUUGCGAGCCGUGACAUUGGAGAGACUAUUUCCCAGUUCAGGCGGAACAGAUCUUCACAGGAAACCUGAAAAGGUUCAUGCGAUUCCCCUCCGUUGUUUGAACUUUCCAGUGCUGUGUGCCAUGUCUCUGCCACGCACCCUUGGGGAGUUGCAACUCUAUCGGGUGCUGCAGAGGGCAAACCUGCUGGCCUACUAUGAAACCUUCAUCCAGCAAGGCGGUGACGACGUGCAGCAGCUCUGCGAGGCUGCCGAGGAGGAGUUCCUGGAAAUCAUGGCCCUGGUUGGCAUGGCCACCAAGCCGCUGCAUGUGCGUAGGCUGCAGAAGGCUCUCCGCGACUGGGCGGCGAACCCUGCCCUUUUCAGCCAGCCCGUCGCUAAUGUCCCUCUUGGAGGGAUCCCGCUGUUCAAAGUUGAAGGGACGGGCUCCAGCGGGUCAGCUGGCGGGCACAGAAAGGCUUUGAGCAACGGGCAGCCUGGUUCCCCCUGUGAGAGAGAGGACCGGGCAUGUCUUACCCCGAUGUACAGCGGCAGUCCGAGAAGUCCCUGCUCCCAGGCGUCUCCCCAGCCGCCGGACACACACUACAGGGAAAAACUCUCCCCCAUGGACCCGCACUGGCUCAGCCCAGACCCUGAUGGGAAUGGCGCUCUUGCCUCUGCAUCUGGAACCGAGGAGGAACCACACAGCCCACCUCUCCUGUCCACAGGGCCGCCGGGUCCUUCCACAUCUCCAGUGCCCUCCGCGUCCUUCGCCCCUGCACCCCUGUCAGCCUGGCCAGGAGGGCAGCUGGACGAGGAGACGGCCAGGGCAGUGGUGGAGAGCGUGGAGAGACUCUAUAGGACCCUGCCCAGGUCAGACCCCACAGAGGUAAAGACUUUGCUGAGGAUGAACAAGAAAAUAGCAAAAACUGUGGGUCACAUCUUCAGAAUGGGCUCGCAGGAUGCAAACAAGGAGGAGGAGAUCCGGAAAUACAGCCUCAUUUAUGGUCGCUUUGACUCCAAGAGGAGAGAGGGCAAGCAGCUCACACACCAUGAGCUGAUCAUCAAUGAAGCUGCUGCACAGUUCUGCAUGAGAGACAACGCUCUCCUGCUCAGACGGGUGGAGCUCUUUUCUCUGGCUCGACAGGUGGCCAGGAAAUGUGCCUACACCUCCACACUGAAACAUGCAAGGUCAAAUGCUGACGAGAGCAGCGGUUUGUCUCAGAAGAGAGCGAGACACGAGGUCACCGUGUCUGAGUCAUCGCUCCUUGGAGUGGAGGGAUCUGAAGGAGCGAUUCAGAGAGCAGAUGAAGACAGCUUGUCUGCAGAGAGCCUUGACUGCGUAUCGCUUGACUCCAGCUCCCAGUGCAACCAGUCUCCAUCCCCCCGUCCCCACACUGACGCCUCGAACCCCGCCAGCUGGAGCCGCCAUCUAAUACAGCAGACUCUAAUGGACGAAGGCCUGCGAUUGGCUCGGAUGGUGUCGCAUGACCGGGCGGGGAAACUCAGCCUGGGGCCAGAGGGAACUCACUCGACCAUGACAUCAAAGUGGAACGGGCGAUCUCGAUAACAGCGUGCCGAAGCAGUAGCCCUUGUGUCACCAAAGAGCCAACCAUCACCUCCAACCACAGAGGAAAGUGAAACCCGCAGCCCGUCAGGGGAACUCUGCUCAGAGAGAGGACUCCGACUCAAACUGUAAAUCUAAGACUCUGCAAGGAUCUGACUAAAAUAGGCCCGUCGUGUCUUGUAAACGAAUCCGCUGUAAAUUAAGAUCUAAAUGUUUCUGUUUUUAUAUAUCUGUUAGAUGGAGGGAACCCCGUCUCUGUUUUAGUGCCCUGCAGAGGUUAGCUGUGUUCUGUCAGAGAAAAUGUUUAUGUUGCUGCGAGUGCCGCCGUGCGCCGGAGGAUCCGCCUGCCACAGAUGAAACACGCUUCACACAGCAGGGGGCACUGCAACUUUGGAAAACUGACGCUCUAAAGUUCCUCCACACUCAGCAACACUGCAGAGGAGAUGUGCGUUUAGCAAAGAUCUCUUUGCUUUGCAAGUUACAGCGUAAUGCUCUGGAGCUAUUCACCUCAGGAAACCACUGGACGCUUUGCUUAGGUCAGAGGUCAGCACUGUAGAGGUCAAACUAACUCAGAAGACACAGACACAUGCAGCACCUUGCGAAAUACUCCUACUAUUGACAAUUUCAGCAUUUUUAUACAUUUUAUUUUGUUUUAUUUAUAUUUUAUGUGAUAGACCAACAAAAUAUAGCAUAUAAUGAAGAAGUGCCUCUUAGAAAGGUAGCAUAUUGAUGGAGCCCCACACAAAGUUGAAAACUUAAAGAGAAAUCACCUUUUCCAUAUUCUCUUGAAACCUUAGCUUGGGCUACUGAGUGUUUUUAAAAAAAUUUAAAAAACUCAAUUGAAUCAGUUUUUAUUAAUCUGGUAUGUUUUUAUGUGCCUAUUGUCAAACAGUUUAGUUUUUAUUUUGAGAGUUGCUAUAAAAAUCACGUUUGACUUCCUAAUUGCUCAGUUAAAAGGAAAGUAAUACAUGAUUUAAUUUUUUUAACAAAUAAAAAUCUGAGAAGUCUGUUAUGCAUUUUUAUAAACUCAAUGUGUUGAAUUUCUUUUUAACUUGCCAAAUUUUCUAACUUUCAUUAGUAAAGAAUUUUGAAAGUCAUCAGCAAUCUACGAUAAUCAAGCACUACAUGUUGUUGGUCUAUCACAUAAAAUAAAAUUAAUUUAAUUUCCCUGUGAGAUUAAUAAAGUAUUUUUGAAAUUGAAUUGAAUUUUGAAUCCUAUUGAGAUGCACUGGAGUUUGUGGUUUCAGAAAACAUUUAAGUGUGAUGAAUAUUUUUGCAAGACGCUGCAUGUUGAGGCUAAAAAGUGUUUCUUUUUUAGUCGGUGUUUCAAAAAGCGAGUUCAUUAGCUUAUCCAUCAGAUUUGACUUCUGUCAUAAUCACACUCACAACUUUCUGCUGCACAAAUAAUUGAUUGGAUGUUUUUUAAAUCCCUUUCAGACUGAAAGACUGAAAGUUUUUGCCAUCCCCAAGAUUAUGAAAAUGUAUUUAUUUUCUUAUUCCAGUUGCUAAAUCAAGAACACUGAGGCUUGAAGCGACACUGUGUCCUAAUCAGAGUUUAAUGUGAUUACAGGUAAAACUGUACAUUUGUUGGGAAUACUGCAUUUAAAACUACAUUGAAAGGUUCUUCAUUUUAAAGGCGAACAUUUGUUCAGAAAUCGAGUCUUUCACUUGUAAGUUGUUCCGUAUGUAACGUUUUUGUGUCUCUUAAACACAGACGUGAUUUU
Molecule: messenger RNA, 3763 nt
Organism: Xiphophorus hellerii (green swordtail)
Lineage: Eukaryota; Metazoa; Chordata; Actinopteri; Cyprinodontiformes; Poeciliidae
Gene: nab2
Product: NGFI-A binding protein 2 (EGR1 binding protein 2)
Exons: 8
Coding region: 618-2042 (474 amino acids)
Biological process (GO): negative regulation of DNA-templated transcription
Cellular component (GO): nucleus
Molecular function (GO): transcription factor binding; transcription coregulator activity
Source: RefSeq, a predicted model, not a curated record